Messenger RNA from Brettanomyces nanus, 2319 nucleotides. RefSeq lists its product as uncharacterized. Bases 1 to 2319 code for a protein of 772 amino acids. The record is from RefSeq and is a predicted model, not a curated record. The transcript is spliced from 2 exons. NCBI's taxonomy places the organism in Eukaryota, Fungi, Ascomycota, Pichiomycetes, Pichiales, Pichiaceae.
AUGAACAAGGCUGAAGAAGGCUCUUCGGAAAAUAGAUUGAAGGAGAACGUUGAGACAAAAAGCAAGCACAACAACAACAAUAAUGACGACAACAGCCAAGCAUCUCUUGACUGUUGGGACGACUUUAACAGAAAGUGUGAUUUGUACGGACCCUUCCUUAAAUGGGACAGUCGAGUCCGUGAACAGAUGAGGAAAGACGAGGAUGAGAGAAAGAAGAAAGAGGAAGAUGAUAAGAAGAGAAUGAUGAUUAUGAAUAAAGAUGAUGAUAUGAAUGAUAUUAAAAACAAAAAUCAAAAAAAUCAAAAAAAGACAAAAAAGACAAAAAAGACAAAAAAGACAAAAAAAUCAAAAAAGAAUAAAGAAAAGAAGAAAGAUGAUGAUGAGAAGGUGGAAGUUGAAAAGAACGAGAAAGAGAAUGAAAUUGCAGAGUGCCAGCCUUCGGUCUCUAGCGCCGCCUCUGGCAGUGGCGCUUCUCCUGCUGACAGUGACUCAAAUGACACUGAGCGUGCCCGUGACGGGCCUGUACCCACGGAUGUACCCACGGAUCCACCUGAUGAUGGUUUCGUUGGUCCCCCCGACGAUGAUUAUACGGGUGAAGAUAGUAAGAAUGAUGAUGUAAGAACCUUGAAUCAAAUUGGCUCUUUUGGUGAUAACCAGCGAAACAAUUCAUCUGGCGCUUGUGGUGAGCAUCAAUUUAAUAAGACAGAAUGUCAAACCUCCUCUGACGCUUGUGGUGAGCAUCAGUUGAGUGAGACGGAAUGUCCAACAAACCAUUCAAGCGCUUGUGACGAGAAUCAACUGAACAAAGCAAAAUGUGGGACGACCUCUUCUGGCGCUUGUGGUGAGUGCCAGAUGGAGCACGCUGAUGAAGAAACCUUGAAAGGUGCAAAUGGCGUUUGUGGUGAACGCCAAAUGAACCAAACAAGGGGACAACAGCAGCAAUUUCUCCCUUCUUCUCGUAACGGUCAAUCGAUCCAAGAAGACUAUCCCGAUUCCAGCCGUCCUAUCGACUUAGAAGCAGCAGCAGAUUAUCGCGGGGAAUCUAGAGAGUGGACAGAAGAAGAGUAUGACGAUGCAUACAGCCGGACAUAUUCUCCAUAUCAUCCAUAUACUCCUGCCCUCUGGGAAGUAGAGUUACAGGUAUGGGGAACACUUUCGAUGAAUACCAGGAAUAUAGCAAAGUCAGUCUACAUGCACUCUGAUUUGUUUCAAGAGAUUUCAGAGACCGCCAAAAAGCAUCGAAAAUGGCACAGAUCGCAUCCUCGUUUGAACCCUGAAUUAGUGGCUAUUCCUCCAAGCAUCAAGCUACAGGAAGAAAAGAGGCACAAGAGUCAUCAAGGUAAGAAGCAUUGGCAUCGGAUCUGUUCGUGGAUCAAGAGGCACACAAAAAAGAUCAACCCUUCUCAUAAGCAACCAGAGCAACUGGAGCCUCCAAAGCCAACGGAGCCUCCAAAGCCAACGGAGCCUCCAAAGCCAACGGAGCUGUCAGUUGAGACAAUCAGGUCAAGCGAAUCCCUGCAGAGAUGCAGCCUCCCAAGUAUCCAAUUCUCAGAUUACUUGGAGGAUCACGUUUACUAUUACAGUGAACAAUCUGUGAGGGAAUUCAAGCUGAGCAUAGAUCCACUGUUAUUUAAGGAUCCAUUGCCAGAGAGUCCAUUGCCAGAGAGUAUAUUAUCUGAAGAAACUCAUCUAAAGCUUGAACCAUCAAUAAAGAAAAGAAAGCACCGAUUCAGACGCAUCUUCAGCAAGAUCAAACAAAUACACCUUCAUCGAAAGAGGGGAGAGCCGGAAGUUGAGCCAGAAGUUAAGCUGGAAGUUGAGCCAGAAGUAGAGCCAGAAGUAGAGUCACAGGCCGAGUCACAGGUCGAAUCACAGGUCGAAUCACAGGUCGAAUCACAGGUCGAAUCACAGCCUGAUCGAUGGACCCAGCCUCCCUCCCUCAAAUCAUGCCUAAAGAAUAAAGUCAACAUAAAUGCAUCGAUUGAAGCAGAAAGAGCUGCGAUCUUAGAUCGAGUUGAUGUAUCUCAACAAGAGGAGCUUCAAAAAAGCAUCUCAUCAUUGGCGAUAUUGUGCUCGCGAAGCCAUAACAGUGUACAAAAAGCAACAGGUCCGCCAUUUUUACAGCCAUUUCCCCAGCGUGGAAGGCCGGUGGAUAUUUUGAGACCACCCCCCAAAAAAAAUAAUAAAAAAAAAAAAAAAAAAAAUCCGAGAGCUUUCUGCUUCUGGCAAUUUGCCAGAUCAGAAGGAGUUAGGAACACACCCAUACUUUUAAGCUUGUUUGAUAGCUGCUAUAUAUUUAGGUUUUUAUAUCUCCCUUGA